GGCGCUUUGGAGCAACGAGAAAAAGGUGUGUAGCAGCACUUGAAGUUUAGUUGGUCAGUCUCGGUUUCAGUAUCGAACCGGCUUUCUACUGCAACGGAUUGGAAAUAAAUAGCAAGAAGGCGAAAAAACGCACAAAAUAAUAUACAUAAUACAUACAUAUGUAUAUAUUUUUCUACUUAAAAUAUUUUGCAUUAUUAUCCCUCAAUGAAGAAAAUUUAUGUUGUUAAGUAGUUGUGAAAAGGCUACUACCAUAUUUAUGCGAACGCCAUUUGUGUGAAUUAGCAAAUUUUAUGUGACAAAUUAAAUGUGUGAAACACGAGUAGAAUACUAAACCGUUCAAGCUUACGGUAAAAAUAGUAUGCACAGCACUUGCACUAUAAAUUUUGAAAAAAAUAUAAAAAAAAAUUUGUGUAAAAGAUUAAUCAAUCAACGAAAAAGAAAACAAGAGAAAAUUGAAAAUUUAAUAAAUGAAAAUUUGAGAGCCCUUUCAAGUGAGCAAAAAGGGUGCGCGCCGUAAAAAGUGAGAAGCAUAAAGUGAAUUGUGUUUGUUAAUCCGUUUUUUGUUUUACUAUUAACUACUGCGCGUAGCUGCUUAGCGUACAAAGACGCAAUAAAAUUAAUUUCUAUUUGCCGAGUUAAAAGUGCCAUAUUGCCAUAUUCGUUAAGUUUGUUUUGGCACGCGUACGCCGAAAUCCUUAUUGUAGGAGCGUGAGUCCUGGCCGAGGCGUUAUGUGUUUGUGAGAAAAAUCGAUUGUCUUGCAUGUGGAGUUUUCACUUCAGCACCAUUCGUAUACAAUCGGACACAUAGAGAAACAGCCGUGAAUUGUGCGACGUAAAAGACGCUGAGACAACGCCAAUGUGUUGUCCUGCCAACUGGACGUACAUGACAAAAGCAGCAACAAACAUAUCGAUGUCAUGGACAGAGAUCCAGGAAAGAAUAAAGACCCACCCACUGCACCAACAGCAGUUGAUAGGGGUCGAGAUCGUGAUACCAACUAUGAGAAUGAGUAUGCAGACGCUGGGCCUCCACCCGUACCAGCUACACGGACACGGCGAUUAAAUCGAAGAGCUGACGUGUUGCCGUCAAGUGGCGCUGCAACACCAUUAGAACCAGCUGUGACCGACAUUAGCACUGUUAUUGAGGAUGACACACACGAACAGCUGGAGACGUCAACAAUUACGCGCACUUACACUACGCGUAAGAUUAUACAUUGCUCGUCGGAAUUCCAUGAGAGCAGCUCAAGCUCUAGUUCGUUGCAAUAUGUGGCCGAGGAAGAGCUUGAUUCGGCAACGACACCACAACGUUUACGCCAGAAAGUGGCGGAGUAUGAAAAGGUUUGGUCCUCUGGCGGUAGUCUUAAGCGUUCGCCAGAUGAGAGUGCCGAAGAGUUGCGACGCGAAUUUAUGGAAGCUUCAACUGCGGAACACUCAACACAAGCCAUCACCGUUGUUGGUGAGACAUUAGAAAAUCCUUUUGAUAUUGAUGUGCUGGAAAUUGAGAAACGUCUGCGUAGGGAACGACAGCGUGGAUUAGCUGAAGCCGAAGCGGCUAAGCAGGCAUUUCAACAGGUGCAGUUGCGUCAUACGCCGCAACCUUCGCCGCGUCGGGUAGAGGUACAAGAAGAUUACACAGCGUUGCCAUUUAAUGUCACUCUGCGUACAACCACUAAACUAAGCCCCGGUAAUGAAUCAGGACAUAUCGAUGCAGGAGACGAUCAAUCAGCAAGCCCUUUUAAUGUAACACUGCGUACGACACGUCGCAUUGUUAAGAAGGAUUUGUCAACGAGCUCACAGCAAUAUGAAGAAAUUUCAACGGCUACAGGUAGCCCUUUCAAUGUCACGCUACGCACAACAACACGACCUGGAUAUCCGAUAAGUCCCGUUAGUCCUGGCGAUCCGAAACAUGCAUCUGCUCGUUUUCUGGAAUCCGAGAAGACAGUGCGAGAAGUUCAUGCCGUUGAUGGUGUACGCACGAUCGUCACUUCGUCCAUGACAAGUGAUGGGCGCAAGCAUGAAGAGAAAAUUUUCCGUCAUGGUGAAGGUUAUGUGUCGCCUCGUUCUUCACCCCAACGGGAGAAUCGCGCUUUCUUCGAAUCCAUGGAGAGAGAACGCGAAGAUUCCGUGCCGCGUUCUGUAAGCGGUCGCGCUAGUGCAACACCACCACGAUCUGUAGAUAUGACCGCCGGUGGUCGCCGUAUACUAAUACGUUUGGAGGAUGAAAUUCUCGACUCGAGUACAUAUCAUGAAAACAGCGAUAUUACUGACUCUGUGCAGGCGCGCAUUCGUCAGUUAGCGCGUAGUCCGGACGGUGGCGGUGGUGCCGCUGCUAUGUACAACGUUGCGAUGGAAACGUCACCUGGUAACAUUGACAUUACCGUGGGUAGCACACACCACCACCACCAUCAACAACAACCGCAACCGCAACAGUCGGGCCAAUGGUAUUACCAACAGCAACGGCAAAAACAACAAAUGGAAACCAACAACACUAGAGAAAAUAUGAUUUUAGAUACUCAGGAACAAACCCCAUGGCAAAUGCAAUCAGGCGAAGCAGUAACAAUCAGUACAGAAAAAGGCGAAGCCGCGGCAGGACAUAGAGUAACGGGUACGCAUACGGCUAGCAUAUUAGAGACGGGCCAAUCGCACGAUUCUUCCGCAGAAGAAUCGCAACGAGUUGUCAGCAGAAAGAAGAAAACGACAACGACUACAACGACAACAGUAACUAGUAGUAGGCAUGCCAGUGAAGAACGUGAACUGCGCGAAGAACAACAGCGUCAAGCUUUUGCCGGAAAAUUAACGCGUCCAACUGGUUUAGCUCUAUCUGGUGCUAAUGUACGUUUGGGUAGCAGCACGAUUGGACAGGAAAAAGCCGAAAACCCUCUGAAAAGUGAUUUAAGUGACGAUUCGGAUACGGAAGGCGUCGCUGCAAAGCAUCUGGUAAUUGUGCCCACACGUGUGGAGCCCAACCAGACAGCCGGCAAAGACAGCCGCAGUCGAAGUCCGAGUGUUAGUGCAAGUGCAAGUGCAAGUGUAAUACAUACGCCGACAACCCCUUCAACGAUAACUGCUAGUAGUACUUUCGGUAAGUGUCUGACAGGUCAUCAGACACUACAACAACAAAGUACUCAAGACGAAUACCAAGAAUUCCAAUCCACAAUGGCAGCGAUUAAUUUCGCACGCAGCAACUCCCAAUACGACAGUCAUAUCAGGGAGAAGAGAGAGGAGCAAGAACGUGUGCAGAAGAAGACAUUUACUAAUUGGAUUAAUUCGUACCUCUCGAAGCGUGUUCCACCGCUUCGUGUUGACGAUUUAAUCAACGAUUUACGCGACGGUACCAAACUUAUUGCACUUUUGGAAGUGCUUUCCGGCGAACGUUUGCCCGUGGAGAAGGGUCGCGUUCUACGACGUCCGCAUUUCCUCAGCAAUGCCAAUACAGCCUUACAAUUCUUAGCUAGUAAACGCAUCAAAUUGGUGAAUAUCAACCCGGCAGAUUUGGUGGAUGGGAGACCACCAGUUGUGUUGGGUCUGAUAUGGACCAUCAUAUUGUACUUCCAGAUUGAGGAGAACAGCCGCAACCUUGAAUAUUUGGGUCAUGGUAUCAGCGGUUCGGUUAGUUCUCUCGACAGUGUUGGCAAGAAUGCCAGUGAUCAAAAGGCUGAGAAAUGGAAGCAAGGUGCUAGGAAGACUCUAUUGAAUUGGGUUACCAAUGCCUUGCCAAAAGACAGCGGUAUUGAGGUAAAGGAUUUCGGUGCCAGUUGGAGAGAUGGUGUCGCCUUCCUAGCACUGAUUGAUGCCAUUAAGGCGAAUCUUGUCAAUUUGGCUGAUUUGAAGAAGACCAACAAUCGUCAACGUCUGGAAACUGCUUUCGAUGUGGCCGAAAGCAAACUGGGCAUUGCCAAAUUGUUGGAUGCUGAGGAUGUGGAUGUACCGAAACCGGAUGAAAAGAGUAUAAUGACAUAUGUGGCGCAAUUUUUGCACAAGUACCCUGAACCAAAAGGUGCCUCUCGUGAUACAUCACAUAUACAGCAGGAGUUGGACGAACUACGUCGCUUUCUGUUGGAAAAGACUAGCGAAUACGAGCCCAUGGUCAUGUCGAAUUCAUUCCCGCGUGAUUUCGCUGAAUAUUUGAUUGCACGUUCAGAGAUCGACGCCCACUUGCCGGUCUACAAUCGUCUGAAGCAGUUAAUGGAUAGUCAAAGUGGUUUCCUGCAAGUGCCUCGCCCCGUUUGGGAGGACAUAAAUGCGCUGUGGCAACGUUUACAAUAUCAAAUGAAUUAUUGGCUGUGGUUAUUGGAUUCGGAAUUGCCCGGCGAAUUCGGUGUGGUCGGCAAGUGGUUAGCUGAAGCCGAAAAAUUACUAAUGGAUAAUGCGAUACCGAACGCCAUGAAUGAGGAGACUGCAUCGGUGAUUAGUAGAAAGCUGGAGGAGCAUAAAUUAUUCUUUGCUGAUUUGCCACGCAUUAUGGCGAUGUUCGAUAAUGCCAAACGUUCGCCUUUGGUGCAACAAGUGCCCAUUGAACAGUUGCGCAAUAUGGAGCGUCGUCUGCAAGAUGUGGCACCGAGGGCGGCUGAGCGUAGAAUACGCCUGAAAUUCCUCGAACACAAGUGCUGUCUAAUUGCUUUCCUCAAUUUGGUUGAGAACAAAAUGAAGGGUUGGACUGGCAAAUAUGGCUACGAGGAGAAGGUCAGUCAACAAUUGGAACAAUACAAGAAUUUCGUGUCGCGCAACAAAAUCUUCCAAGAGUUCCAGAAAGCAUUCAUCGAUAUGCAACAAGUGGUGGACGAAUACAAGCGUGAUGGCAAUGUGCCGCGCAAUGAUAUAACAGAAAUCGAUCGAUUCAUGUAUGAGACGGAAGAACGUUGGAAGCGUGUCUCCAUGGAAUUGAAAUGUUGUCAAAACUCGCUGGAAGAGGUUGUAAGCUGUUGGAAGACAUGGAAUCAACUGGCGCCUACUUGUGAAGAGUGGCUGAACUUGGCCGAAACUAAACUGUCACGUUCCGAAGAUGAACGUUUAGAAUUCUUCCAGGAUAUCACCACUUGGAAGGACAAAUUCGAUACACUUGCCAAUGCGGCCAACUAUUUGAUUGCCUCCUGUGAAGAUGGCAUUGCCAACAAUCUACGCCAGAAACAUGGCAAUUUGUCGGAACGCUUUGAGCGUCUCUUCGCCAACACUAAACAAUACAUGCACGCAGGUGAUAUUAUACGUGCACGCAAUGAAUACAAAUCCGGUAUUGAGAAACUCUCUCAAUGGUUGCGUCAUGCCGAACAAGUGCUGGAACAGCGUCAAAUGCUCGGCAACACACAGCAAAUUACCAAAUAUGGUGAGGACUUGCAAAAGUUAGCUAGCGAGAUUGACGAUAAUGAGGAGCUCUUCAAGACAGUCAGCCGUAACUUCCAGGGUCUCAUACAGGAUCUACCACGCGAAGAAGUUGACAAAAUGAUGAAGUUAUUAAAACAGGAGAAGGAGUCUUUAGUGCGUAUACGCGCGCAAAUACCAGCCAAACUGCACCUUUUCCACCAGCUGCUCAUACAACAGGAGUCACUCGAAGCGGGCCAGAAGGAAAUACAUCAAUGGCUUAACGACGCUGAGACCUUGUUGAGCACACAUACGUUGUCUGGUGGACGCGAUGCUAUUAGCGAGGAACUGAAUAAGCAUAAAACUUUCUUUUCGCGCACUGUCUACUAUCGUUCUAUGCUGGAGAGCAAGAAUAAGGUUUUCCAAAACCUAUUAAAAUCUGUCGCCGUCGAUGAAAAUAUUGACACCUCACAAACGGCACACAACAUGCAACAAUUAAACGAGCGUUUCAAUUACGUCAUACAGAAUGCCGAACAGUGGGAGCAGCGCUUGAAUGACGCCUCACGCGGCUGGCAUGCCUUCAAAGAGAACGAACGUGUCGUUAGUGAGUGGCUGACGCAGGCAGAAUCAAUGCUUAUUGAGAAGCAUAUUGAGUCGAAGACAAUAAUUGAGACCCAGAAAUAUUUCUUUGAAAAUGUUAAUGAGCGCUGGAUGCACAAUCUGGUAGAGUCUGCACAAGAUUUGCUUAAAACAUUGCCAGCGCAAGAGCAGAAGCCCGUGGUGGACUCGGUGGAGAAAUUACAAAACAAGUGGCAACAGGUGCUGUCACAAGCACCACUGCAUUUGCUUAAACUCGAGUUCCGUUUGGAUGAAUCGGCUUUCUAUCAGACAUUGCAAGAGGUCGAAAAGGAAUUGCAUCUGGAACAACAAGCUUUGAAUCGCAACGAAGAUAUUGACUCAAUAUUGAAUCGUAAUGAGCACUUCUUCCAACAACAAGGACCCAUACCGCGCAUUGAGAAGAGCUUGCAGAACAUGCAACGCAUCAGUCAAGCAUAUGGCUACCAGAAACCGACCGAUGUUAGUCUAAAUCAGGCCUAUGACAAUGCCAGAUUGCAAUGGCAGCAAUUGUCUGGCAAAAUCGGCGACAUGCGUGAGACAUUGCAGCAAAUACCGGCUCAAUGGGACAGCUACCAUGAAAAGUUCAAGGAAAUGGUUGAAUGGAUGAAUAUUGUCGAUAAGAGUUUGAAGAAUAUUGUCAACGAAGUGAACAGCAUGGAGGAGUUCGAGAAGGAGAAGGUGGUCUUCCAGAAAAUCUGUCAAGAAGCAGAUAACAAAAGGGAGGACAUGAAAUGGCUGGUGAAAACGCUAGACUCCUUACUUAGCUACGCCAGCGAAGAUGAGGCCAAUCUCGAACAGAAAAAACUCGAAGAUCUAAUUGCUCGCUAUAAGAACCUCAUACCCACCAUUGAAAUAACAAUGGUGAAGACCGAGGUGUUCUCCAAGUGCUACACAUAUCGUCGUGAGGUGCACGAGGUUGUCUGUCUGCUUAGCAAAGUGAAGGAGCAAGCCACCAAUAUACCACCACCAGAGAGUCUUGAACGUGUCAACAAGCUGAUUGAAGAGCAACAGUAUGCCAUUAGCCAGCUUGAUCAUCAACGUCCACACAUCAUGUCAAUGUUGCAGCGUGGCCGUGAUUUAAGUAAAGACGUGCAUGCACCAUCUUUCGUUAAUGUAGAGGUGAAGAACUUGGAAACCGGCUGGAAUGAGGCAUACACCGAAACCGCUGACAAACUGCAGUCCCUCAAGGGUACACAAGCUGUGUGGAAUGACUUUGUCGAUCAGAAGAACGAUAUCUUUUCAAUGCUGCAGACAGCGGAAACGGAGUUGCGUGCGCUAACACCAUUGCAGACCGACCCGAAGAAUGUUAGCCAAGAUUUGCAUGCCAAGCGUGAGCUCAAUAUACAAUUACAGCAAGCCUCCCAUCAACUGUUACCCAAAUUGCACUCCUUGAAAGCCGAAUUGACGCCAUUGGCCGCUGCCGAUAAGCGUCCUAUAUUGGAGAAAGAGGUAACUGAGGUUGAGAAGAUGUUCUUCAAUACAAUGGAACAUGUGAAAGAUCGCGUUGGUUAUCUGGAGGACUAUAGCGCCAAGUGGAAUAAUUAUAAGUCGCGCUUGUCUGAGUUGCAAGAAUGGGCAAACCGUGUAGCACCGAAGAGUAUUGAGGCAUUACAGUCUGAAGAUCUCACACCAGAGGAGCGUGUAGUGAAGGUGAACGCGUUCAAGGGCGUACUUGGCGAACGUAUGAAACAACUGGACAUUUUGGCUUCGGAUGCUGCCGAACUGGCGCCGAAAGAGGGUAAUAUUGCUGAGGCUAAACGUCUUAAGGGUGAAAUUACCAAGCUACAAGAAGUGCUGAGCGCUAUCAACCGCAAUGUCGAUCAUCAAGCAAAGGCUGUGCAAGAGGACCUGGUGAAUUGGCAACAGUAUCAAACUGGUUUGCAGCAAAUCAAACCCGUUAUUGAGGAAAGUGAAAUCAAGGUAAAUACAAUAGUUCCUAAGCCCAUUACACUUGAAGAAGCCGUUGCAUUGCAACAAAAUGCCAAACAAUUCGAAACACAAUGCCUUGAGCAGUUAGACAGACUCCAAGGCAUUUCAAACAUUAGUCAUAAAAUGCUGUGCAAAACCAAUGCCCCUGACGAGUUAGAUGCCAUGCACUCUCGCUGGACAUCAGUUCAUGAAAAUGCCAAGCAAGCCAGUGGUAAGCUGGAAAAACUGGUCGCGAAUUGGAAAUCAUUCGAUGCCGAUGCAGCCAAACUCGAAGAUUGGGUUAACAAAGGCGAGCAAUUGGUGGGCAAACGUCCAGCUGUGCUCAAUACACCACAUGUUGAUAAGCUCGAAAAGGAACUCGUUAAACUCAAAUCGUUCAAUAAUGAAAUUUCGGAACAACAAGCGAAACUCGUCGCGCUCGGUCAGUCAGCCGAUCAAAUAAGUUUGCAUUUAGCGCCAGAGGGCGCAGUUGCGCUCAAAGAUCGCGUAAAUGGCAUGAAAGCCAAAUUGCAAAAGUUAUCCGAGGCUACACGUGCCAACAUCAACGAAGUGUCGGACGCAAUUAUUGCGCGUCAAGACUUCAACGCCAAAAUGGUGAACUUCUCCAACUGGAUGGAUCAGCUGCGUAAUCAAGUCGCACAAGUUGAAGAGAUUAAUCCAGAGCGCGUUGAGACCAGCCUACAUGUAAUACAUGCGCUGAUGCAAGAGCACGCCGACAAGAAACCCAGUUUCAAUGCCAUUUAUGAUGAAGUUAAGCAGCUGUCACUUUCAGCGCCGGCUGAAGAAGCUAAAUCUUUGAAUGAUUCAUACACUGGUUUGGUUGUUAACUAUCAGAAUCUUGAAACUAACUUGCAGCAGAAGAAGAUUGCGCUCGAAAAGUGGACAGAGAUUCUGGGCUGGAAGAAUGAAACCGAAAGUCAUCUGAAUUAUUUGAAACAUCAGCUAGAGAAACCUGAUGGUCCGCAGACUGAAGAGCUUAAUAAGAUUAUCAAUGAAAUCGACACAAUUGGUGGCUCAAUAAGUUAUUGGAAAGCACAAGCCAAGGAGAUCGAUCAAAGUCCCGCCAUUCAGUUGCGCGACGCUUUGACACGUAAACCAUUGAUUGCUUCACAGAUUGUUAAUGAUGUUGAAAACAAAUUAGAUAAUCUUAAGCUGCGUUCUCAAGCACAAAAACAACAGGCAGAACAGAUGAAUGUACGCAAAGAGAAAUUCCAAACUCUCGGUCAAAAUUUCGGGCAGGCGUUGUUGGAAAAUCGUGCUAAAUUGAAUAACAUUCUUAAACAGAAGCCCGGUUUGGAUAACAUUGACCAAAUAAUAGCCGAUUUAAUUGCGCUUAAUGAAGUUGUCAAAGGACAAGCUGACAUGAAGAAUCGUCUUCAUGAUGAAGGUUCUAUAUUGAUGCGUGAAGAUAUCGCUAGUAUGCCAGCCAUACAGGAGAGUCUUUUAUUCUUCGACAAAGAUUAUGACACGCUACAGAAUGAAAUCGCCGAACGCAUACAAAAGUAUAAUUUGAUCAGUCAAGCUCUACGCGAAUAUGCCGAUACCAAGGAUAAGUUCUCAAAAGAGCUGAAGAAGGCCGAAGAUCUCUUCAACGCUAUACCACAGCAACCACGCGACGAGGUGGAGUUGCAACAGGCCGCAGAAAAAACACGUAAAACUAUGGAGCAAAUACGUAAAUCCAAGACGAAUCUUGAUGACUUAGAGCGUCGCGGCAAUAAUGUGGCAAAAUUAUUUGAUGCAAUCGGUGAGGUUGUACCGCAAGAAAUAGCCAACGAUGUUAAGGCAGCCAAACAACAAUGGCAAGAUCUGCACGAUAAGACUGCAAAGAAUGCACAUAUCUAUGAAACAGAAGCUGUCAUUUGGUCUCAGAUCGAAGACGCUAAAAAAGAACUUUUACCAUGGUUAAGUGAAACUAAUCAAGGUUUAUGCGAUGCCGCUGAUAAUUCAAUCGAAAUCGAGUUCGGACCAAUGCGUCUAACCAAAUUCCACGCGGAACUGCCUUCUUACCAAGUAUUGAAGGACACUAUUGCCGAUAAGAGUCGUGAGCUUGUAAGCAUUAACAAUGGCGUGGAAAUUCCAUCGCUUACUGAAUUGAAUAAACUACUGACUGCACAGUUCCAAGAGGUCGAUUCGAAUGCAGCACGUUUGGAAGCUGUAACCUCUACCUUUAAUGAGCAAGAACAAGACUUGCGAAAGAGAAUCAAGAACGCCGGCGAACAAGUGAAUAAAUUGCGUGAACAGUUAAUCAAAUGUGAUGACAUGUCCGGUGAGCCGAACAAAAUCAUGGAACGAUUACUUAAGUGCCGGGAAUUGCGCGCCGAAUUAGACAAUAGUGCUAAUGAAAUUGACAACAUCAAGCAACGAGUUGAUGAGAUGCGUUCGCAAUAUCCCACUUUCAGCGAGUCUAUCAUUCCCAAAGAGCUGAAUAAUGUGCAAAAGCGCUUCGAGGCUGUCGAUACACAUGCCAAGAAGAUCGAGUCAUCACUUUUGCAAUUCCUUAAGAAAUUCCAUGCUGACAAAGUGAGCAUGCUAAAACGUAUAAUUGCUACACAACGCGAGAAGGUCGCAUGGUGUCAGCCAGAGUCGACGAGUGAUAAAUACAAUUUGGAUGUGAAACGCUCGUCCCUCUUGGAGGUAAGCAAAGCGAUUGAUGACUGUCACAAGCGCAAUGCCGAUAUUGGUAAAUCUUUGGAGCUACUAACAGCUGUGGAAUCGCCACAAAACCUGAAAGACCUACAAAAGGACGCCCAAUUGUUGAACGGUGAAAUGAAAGCACUGCAAGAUAGUUUCGACAAAAUCAAGAAUGUGCUCGAUGAAAAUGUAGAUUUAUGGUCGCAAUAUGAGCAAUCCAAUGAGGAGCUUUCCGCAUGGUUGCGUGAUGUUGAGGGACGCAUCAAGGCCGAGACUAGCAAUCAAGUCAAUGUGCCAGAAAUCGAGAAAAAGUUGCAAGAACUCGCAUUGUUGCAGCAGGAUAUUGCGGCACAUGAGCCGGUUGUAAAGAAUUUGGAGAAGACUUCGCAGUUAUUGAUGGAGAAAAAUCCUGAAGCACGCAUUAGUCAGUUUGUCACGCAUUUGUUACAGCGCUACCAGACUGUGGCGAAAAGCUUGGCCGGCUACGUUGAUAAAGUGCAUAAUGCACAGCGUGCGAAUAAUAAUUUUGUAACUGCCGCAAAAGAAUUCAAUGAUUGGUUGUCUGAUGCCAAGAUUGAAUUCCAGGAAUUGGCACGUAUGGGUUCGCCCGGCUCAUCUUCGGCCACUGCACAGCAAUUACAAACAAUUAAGAAUUAUUUGAAGACCUUCGAUAAUGGACAAAUUCUAUUGAAUAAUGCUGUGGAUAUUGGCGAAGCAUUGUAUCCCAUAGUAACACCUGAGUAUCGUGAAAAGAUACGUGCGGAGUUACGUAAUAUACGCGAAAACUAUGACUAUUUGCGUGAUGAGGCUAACGCGCUUCUGCAACAGGUUGAAGCAGUAUUGAUACAGAAGACAACCAUUGAAGAGAGUUACACCCAGGUAUCACACUAUCUCAAUGAAUCCAAAGCCAAGGUCGCUGCUGCUGACGAACUUUAUCCCACAUUGGCGGCUAAGAAGAGUGCUUUGCAGAAUUACAAGACACAGUUGCAAGAGAUUACUUUGCAUAAGAAUGCACUCAAACAGUUACAUGAUAAGGCUGUGACACUAUGCGAUGAUGAAUCCGAACGCAAGACUGAAGAGUCUAUUGAAGAGUAUAAUGGUUUGUCAAAGAAGAUCGCCGACCGGAUCAAUGUGGUUGGUAACCAGGUUGUUAAACAUGAGGCAUACGAUCAGGUGUUGGAGAAAGCACAGGAUUGGCUUAAUACCAUCAAAUCUGAAGCCAUUGACAUUUUGAAUGAGACAACUUUCGAAAAAGAAGGCGCAGAAGAAAAGUUGACUGUUGUUGAAAAUCUAUUGCAACAUAAGCCUGAAGGUGACUCUAUAUUCGAUACAUGCCAGCAGCUAUUACAUACAGUGCUAACACAAACACAUCCCAACGGUCAUCCUGCUUUGUUACGCAGCUUUGAGGAGCCGAAGAAAGCGUGGGUAGACUUCAUGACGCUCUGUCAAGACUCACUCGUCAAGCUGAAACAGCUGUGUUCCAAAUGGGAUGAGUUUGAGUCGAUAAUCGAUGAGAUCGAUAACUGGAUGAAGGAUGUUGAGAAUGUUGUAAAGAAUCAGAGUCUUAAAAGUACGGCCGGCACGAAGAAAGCACAUUUGGCACAAUUAAAAAACAUCGCCAAAGACAUUGAACAACGUGCUACGUCCAUUAAUGAUCUACUCGAUCAGGGUCGUGAAAUUGAAGGUGAAACCGAUUUGAAUCUUAAAUUAUCUCGCUUAAAUACACGCUAUCAAACUUUGAAAAAUCUCUGCAAGGAAUCUAUUGCGAAGUAUGUCAACUACACAAAAGAUCACGAAACAUUUGAUACUGAUUAUGAGAUUUUCAAAAGUGAUCUACAAGAAUGCGUAGAAGAAUUGUUACAAAAUAGUGAGAUUGUUGGUGACCAAAAUGUGUUGCAAGAUCGUCAGAACAAGUUGCGAGAGAUGGCGGAUAAACGUAUCAACGACUCCACCGCAUUCGAGAGCUUGGUGGAUCGUGGCGAAAAACUGUACGGACAUACAAGCCCCGAUGGUCGCGAGAUCAUUCGGCAGCAAUUACGUACAUUACGUACUAUGUGGGAUAAUUACUCCGAUGAUUUGAAUGCGGCCACGCAAAAGAUCGAUCAAUGCCUACAACAAUUCAACGACUUCAAUAUUGCCAGAGAUCAGUUGGCGAAGUGGUUAAAGGAUGUGGAUAAGGCAAUGCAGAGCCACACCGAGCCAAAGACGACACUACAAGAAAAGCGAGCACAACUCCAGAACCACAAGUUACUUCACCAGGAAAUCACCACACAUAAUGUGCUGGUGGAUAGUGUGUGCGACAAGGCGCAGAUUUUGAUUGAUCAAAUCAAUGACAACACGCUAAAUGUUUACCUGCAAUCGCUUAAACAAAUAUUCAAUGGCAUCGUAGAAAAAUCAGAAGUAAUUCUAAACAAUUUAGAAAAAUGCGUGCAAGAGCACACCGAGCUAAACCAUCAAGUGGCAGCCGCUAAAACUUGGAUAUCUGGUGAGAAGGAAAAGUUGUUGGAAUGUGACGAUGCCUAUGGUGAAAAGGCUGACAUCAAGCGUAAGAUUGAGACCUUGGUGCAGUUGGCACAGAAUAAACCGCAAGCACAGAAGCUAGUCGAUGAUAUACGUCAGCAAUUCGACAAGGUUAAAGCCAACACUUCAGAAAAGGGUAAUGAGAUCUUAGCAAAGGAAAUCGAUGAACUCGAAACAACCAUAAAGAGUCACUUUGAUGAUAUCGAAGGCAUCGAAGGCAAACAAAAGGAUGUGCUGCAACAAUGGAAUGACUUCGAGAGCAAACUUGAAGAAUUAACGAAGUGGUGCCGCCAAUCCGAGGGUGUCUUCCGUGAACAACAAUUGAAAUCUACUUUGCACGAAAAGGUGGAACAACUCGAGAAAUAUAAAAUACAACGAGAUCUGAUUUUGCAAAAGGAGAAGGCAAUUGAUGCUUUUGCAGAUGCUGCACAUGCAUUGCUAAAUAAUUGCGGCGCCGAACGACUGAAGACACUAACUAUACAGAUCACAAAUCGUUAUCAACUGUUGCAAGUGUUGAGCAAGGAAGUUGUCAAUCGCUGGUCGAAUUUGGUGGACGAUCAUCAAAUAUAUCAAGACAAAUACAAUGAAGUUGAUCUAUGGCUCCAACCAAUCGAACAUCAGCUAGAGAAUGCGUUGAAAAACGAACCCUCACAAGCCGCUAACAUUUUGCAAGUUCUACUCUCUGAAAAAGAACAAGCUGAAACCUUAUUUAGCGCAUUAAAUGCUGCUGGUGAAAAAGCAUUACCCGAAACAUCGACUGAGGGUCGUGAGAAGAUACGUAAAGAUCUGCGUGACAUACACGAGCGUUGGGAUAAAUUGGAUGAUGGUAUACGUAAUCUGCAGAAACGGCAGGAGGCACAAAGUGUGCAGCUGUCAAGCUAUCAUGAUAUUCUUGGACAGACCGUCAACUGGUUGGAUCAAAUUGAAAAGGUAUUGCAGAAUGAAAAUCCCAGCACUUGGACAAGUGCGCAGGAAAUACGCUCCAAAUUGUACAAAUACAAAGCUACCACACAGGAUAUUAACUCGCAUAAACGCAUCAUUGAAGCUGUGAACGAAAAGGCUGCCGUGCUGUUGGAGGGCACGGUACCAGCAAAUGCCGCUGAGAUCAAGAAUUCCGUCGCUGAUGUUAACAAGCGCUACGAGAAAGUAGCGGGCGAUUGCGCCAAAUUGCUUGGUGAGCUCGAGGAAGCAUUCGAUGUGUAUCAACAGUUCAGUGAAUUGCAGAAGGCACAACAGGAUUAUCAAAAGAAUUUGUGGGAUCGUUUGACCGGCUAUUCGGAUUAUUCUGGCAAUAAGCCGGCUUUACAAGCGCGCCUAAGUAAGAUAUGUGAAAUUCAAGAUGCUUUACCCGAAGGUGUGGUAAAACUACAAAAUCUGUCCGCACAUAUUGAUGAGAAGGCCAAGUUGUUGCCGGCGCGUUCCAAAGAGGCGAUGUCACGAGACCUGGCUAAUUUGCAUGCCGAUUUCGAUAAGUUCAGCGCUGCGCUCAGCGAUGUGAAGAGCGGUCUUGAGAAUCGUCUGCAGCAAUGGAGCGAUUACGAAGUGAACUUGGAUCGUUUGAUCAAUUGGUUGAGUGAAGCUGAGAAUGCUCUCAAGAAUUACAAUCCCAAGUCCACAAUGGAAGAGAAAGAAGAACAAUUGAACCGCUUCCAAUCACUAAUGCAGAACUUGCGUCAGAAUGAAAUUGAAUUUGAGAAAAUGAAAGACGAUUCUUCGGAGCUCAUUCAAAGUUCAGGCGAAACUAGAAUUGCCGUUAAUGUUCAACAAGUUACCUCACGCUUCCAGUCUAUACAAGCAACAACAAAAGAGAUUCUCAAGAAAUGUGAACAAUCUGUGUAUGAUCAUCAACAAUUCAAUGAGAAAUACAAGCAGUGUUCAGAUUUUCUAGCCAACGCUCAAGCGAAAUACGAUGACUCUAGUGACCUAUCGCAGGUGGGUUCUCGUGACGAUCUUUUGAAGAAACAGACUGCAAUUCAAGAGCUGUUGACACAACAACCCAAUGCUUCGUUGAUGUUGAACAGCACCAUUGAAGCGGGUGAGAAGUGCUAUCCUUCAACGGCCACAGAAGGUCGUGAGGCAAUACGCGUACAAUUGGCAGAGCUGCAAGAAGCUUUCGAUAAGCUCUAUGACAAUGUAACAAUUACUUCGCGUAAGUUACAGGACAAGAUGUCCAAAUGGUCUGGUUUCGAUGAAAUCGCCGAGAAAUUGCAAAACUGGCUGAACGAAAUCGAGAAAACACUACCAACCGAUAUAGAAUUGAAAACAACUUUGGACGAGAAACGCGCCAAAUUGCAAACAUAUCGUGACAUUCUCAAUGAUCUCAAUAAUCAUCAAGUUGAGGUGAAGAACUUGCAAGAAAUCGCAAGCAAUUUGCCAGAGCAAAAUGACCAUGUUGAUAAUAUUACCAAAGAAAUUGUCGAACAAUUUGCUAAAAUACAUAAGCGUGCACAAAACUUCGUGGAACGCUAUGAAGCCAUUGUGAGUGAUCAUCAACAAUACACUAAAGCCGUUAUGGAAGCACAGGAGUACAUUGAGGCCACACAUAACACCAUUGACUAUUGGGGCGAUUUGGAUUUGGAACAGGUUUCACUCCAUACAAAUUUGGAUCGUUUGAAGAACCUCAAAGACAGCUUGGCGGAUGAGUUUCCACGUGUCGAUCAAGUGCGUGCUCUGGGUGAAAAGGUUAUUCCUGGCACUGUCGAGAGUGGACAGACAAACAUCAAGUCACAAAUCGACACCACACAACAAGAGUGGGAAGGUCUAAUCGCAGCCAUUACAUCAACCAUUGAAGCUAUUGAAAAUCGUUUACAACAAUGGGCGGAAUAUGAACAAUUACGCGAUCAAUGUUUGGCAUGGAUUAGAGAAUCCGACAACAAGUUACACGCGAUUGAUCUCAAGCCAACACUCGAUGAAAAGAAAGCUCAGUUGGAAGCAUUAAAGAACUUGCAAGGUGAAAUGCGUGCUAAGGAGCUGGAAAUCGAUAGCGUUUCCGAAAAAGGUCAGCUAUUACUGAAAGGUGCCUCCAGCAUGCGCUCAUCUGGACCUGAAUUAACAACCAAGUAUCAGCAGAUAUUCCUCAAAGUAAAAGAACUGAAUAAUCGUUGGCAACAGUAUGUGACUUCACAUCAGGAAUUCGACAACGCCGUCUCUGAAUGCGCCACAUGGAUUAAUGGCAUCAAAGACAAAUUGGAUUACUGCGCUGAUAUGUCUUCUAUGAGUCAAAAAGAGUUGGAUAAGAAGUUGGCAACCAUACAAGAUAUCAUAUUAUUGAAGGAUGAAGGUUCUGUAAAAGUACUUAGUAUUGUUGAAUUGGCACAGAAUGUGCUUGCCAAUACAGCACCGACUGGCCACGAAGCGAUCAACAAAAAGUUGACAGAUCUACAAGAAUUGUGGUCUAAUAUUACAUUACGUAUCAUCGAUGUAAAGGCCACCUUGGAUGACUCUAUAACUCAAUGGUCAGGAUUCUUGGAACAGGUACAAAAUGUACGCAAAUUCAAUGAAUGGCUUGAGAAUGUACUAAAAGAACUCUCUGAAAAUCAAACUACCAUGCCUGAGAAGCGUGCGCAACUCGACCGCAUCAAGGCCACCGAAGAGAAGGUGCGCGUAGAAAAGAUCGACGUUGAUGCACUGAAAGUGCAGGCUAAGGAGAUGAUUGCUAGCGGACAGCAAAGCCAAGCCGCGUUCCAAGCGCAAAAAGUACUAGACACCUUUGACGAAUUAUAUGUUCGCACACAAAAAUUGCUCUCCGAUCGUCAUGAUCAAUAUAGAGAUCAUCGUCUCUACAAGGAAGCGUAUGACGAUUUGGUUAGCUGGAUUAGUCGUGCACGUGAGAAGUUCCCUGCUCUUAAGCAGAGCAGUCUAAGCGACAAAUUGGCCAUUGAGAAUGCAGUGCAAGCCACUGAAGCCAUGUUAAACAAACAGGCACAAGGUGAACUAUUGGUCGAACAUUUGGUUCAUACUGGUGAGGUCGUAUUGACCAGCACAUCACCACAGGGACAAGAAAUCAUUCGUAAUGAUAUACGCGCAUUGCGGGAUAGUUUUGAGUCACUCUUCCGUGAGAUUAAUCAACAAAAGGAAAGCUUGGAGGUAACUAUGGUGCAAUGGCGCGCUUACAAGGAUGAGUAUGAGCGCUUAAUUGAAUGGCUUCAACAAAUCGAUAUACUUGUAAAGAAUCACAAGUUGAAUUUAGCGCCAAGCUUGCCAGACAAAGAGAAGCAAGCUGCUGAUAUGGCUGAAGUUUUGGCGCGUUUGGAGAAUGGCAAAGAAGAUAUUGACAAAUUUAAUGCCUCUUCUGCGGGAUUACUAAAAUCACACUUGGAAUCCUACGUCAACAACCAGCUGAGACACUUGAACUCAAUGUAUCAAGUUCAAGUCAAUCUUGCUAAGGAUGUGUUAAAGAAAGUUGAGACUAAUCGUGAUCAACAUCGUGAAUAUAACGCAAACUUGAAGGCUGCGCAAGACUGGAUAAAUGAUGCCAAAGCUGCAAUACGCGAAGCUAGUGAAUCCUCCAGCGCAGGUUCGAAAGAGCUGUUGCAGAAACGGCUAGAAAAGAUUCAACAAUUGAUAAGCAAUCGUGAAAUUGGACAGAACCUGGUACACACAGCGAUCAACAACGGCGAAAAGGUGGUGAGGAACACCCGCUCCGAUGGUCGUGAUACGAUCAACAGUGAAAUGAGAGAUUUGCAGAACGAUUGGGAUAGGUUAGUUAAGAAAAUGUCAACCGCCAAGGUACAAUUGGAAACCAACCUACUUCAAUGGGCCGAUUAUAGCUCGAGCUAUUCACAAUUGCAACAAUGGAUUACCGAUCGUGAGAGUAAGUUGCAACAGGCUUGUGACCAGAAGGUUGUGAAGUCAAAACGUGGUCAACCUGGUCUCACAUCCGGUUUGAGUGAACGUAAAGCGAAUCUACGACAAACUAAUAAUAUUGUGCAAGAUAUAGUCUCUUUCGAACCAAUGAUACAAUCGGUGGCUUCGAAGGCAUCCGACCUACAACAGGGCGCUCCUGCCUCAGAAAUUUCCAACAAAUAUGAAACACUCACCAAACAAGCAAAGGAUCUAUAUGAAAAGCAAAAGACAACAAUCGACGAAUUCCAGGCACUCAUUGAUGCGGGUAACGAGUUCGCUGCAUGGUUGCGCAGCGCUAAGGAGCGUUUAAGCAAGUGCUCAGAGCCUACUGGCGAUAAACAAGCACUGGCUGAGAAAACACAUCAACUGAAGAUUCUGCAAAGUGAAGUGCCAGAAGGUAAAAAGAAAUUGGAAGCUGUAUUAAUGCAGGGUGAGAGCGCUGCACGCAAUGCUGAACAAGAAGAUCGCGAGAUUAUUGAAGAAGAAGUUGGUUUGUUGCAAGAAGAGUUCGAUGCCUACGUAGAUGCACUCACGAAAGCUAAGGAUUAUUUGGAAGUUGGUAUUGUCAAGUGGUCAGACUACCAAGAUCAAUAUGGCGAAGCAUUAGAAUGGCUUACCAAAACCGAAGCAUUGGUGCAAUCCUACAACAAAUUACAAGACAGUUUAACACGCAAAAAGGUGGUGUUGGAAGAGUUCCAAGGUCAUUUGCAAACGCUUUUCGACUGGCAGAAAACUUUAGAUCACCUGAAUAUGAAGGCACAAAUGCUGCUGGAGACCUGCUCGGACACACGCAUCAGCAACGCUAUUAUGCAGUUGACAACCAAAUACAAUGCUCUACUGGCGCUGGCCAAGGAAGUGAUGCGUCGUUUAGAGUUGCACUAUCAAGAACACCAACAGCAUCGCACUUUGUAUGAGGAAUGCCAAUCUUGGAUUGAAACUACACGCGAGAAACUUGAGGAGUGUGCACAAAUACCUGGCACACUGAAUGAGGUACAAAUCAAACUCAACACUGUUAAAAAUCUGCGUCAAGGCUUUGAGUCGGGUCAGAACAAGCUACGUUAUCUGCUCGAACUGAAAGAGAAGGUAAUCAUGAACACUGAACAAGGUGGUGCUACCAAAGUGCAAGAGGACACUGAAACUUUGAAACAAGACUUCGAUAAACUGCUUGUCGACAUGAAUGACGUGCGUCAGAAACUGGCAAAUCGUCUGUCACAAUUGGAGGAAGUUUACAAACUACUUAAGCUGCUGACCGAAUGGCUUGAAGAUGUCGAACCGAGCGUCAAGACGAGCGACGAGUUCUUGAACGAUUUAAGUGAAAAGCGUGCCGCAUUGGAGAAAUUCCGUGCCAUACAACGUGAUAUAAACGGUCAUAAUGAUAUUGUUGAGAAGAUUAACACACGCUUGAACGAAGAUAACAGUCUUGACCGUAAAGACUUCAGCGAUGGUCUCAGCAAAUAUGAGAACUUGCAAGAGACCGUUGGUAAAAUCAUCGAGUCGCUCGAAAAUCAAGUCAAUAACCAUGACAAAUACAAGCAAGCAUUCAAUGAAAUACAAGAUUGGCUGCGACGCACACGUAUUGAGAUAGAACAGUGUGCUGACUGUCAUGGUGAAAAGGCACAAGUAGAAGAACGUCUCAAUAAAUUGGGUGAUAUUGGAGCUAGCAUGGUCGAGGGUAAAUCACUGCUAGACGCCUGUGAAGAAUUGAGUCAAGCAGUGAUUGCCACAAGUGGUAAUGAAGGUCAAGAUACCGUCUCGCAAGAAAUCAAACAAUUGGUUGCCGAAUGGGAGGCACUGCAGGCAAUGGUGCGUGAUGCACGUUCCAAUUUGGAAACCUGCCUCGGUUUGUGGAAUUCAUUCUUGCAGAAUUUCAUUAAGAUUAACAAAUGGAUUGAAGAUAUUAGCCGACGUGUUGCUACCGCUGGCGAAGCCGACAAUAAAACACCCGACGACUUGGCAUAUGCCAAGAAACUAUUGGAGGAAGUUGUAGCGGAGAAGGACAAUGUCGAAGACCUGAACGAUGCUUGUGAAUUGCUUAUGGAACACAGCGCAUGCACUCGAGUUCGUGAUCAGACCGUGGAAACCCAGUCCAACUACACUAAACUGCUUACACUGGCGCAAGGUCUCGUUUCCAAAAUCGAAAAGAAUCUUUCAGAUCACACCGAGUUCUUGAAUUAUAAGAAGGAAAUGGACGCAUGGAUUGAGAAGGCGCAAGAAAUACUUGAUGGCUGCACUGUAGAUGGUGAUGUUAGCGAAAUCGCACAACAACUGGAGACAGUCAACUCUUUGGCGUCACGUCUCCCUGAGGGUCAACAUUUGCUCGGUAUGGUACAAGAGGCGUACACGAAAGCAUCGAAUAUAACUCCCGAAGGCAAGCAAGAGGUACUGCGUGAUUUGAUGACUAAAGUACGUGAAGAUUGGGACACAUUGGGACUAGCUGUCAAGCAGAAGUUGAGUGACUUGAAGCAAGCACAAAAUCGCUGGUCCGACUUUGCCAACAAUCGUGAUAAGCUCGAGAAGUGGCUCGUCAAUACUGAGAACACACUCAAAACUGUGCCCGACACUAAGGGUGAACUAAGCGAAAUGAAGACACUACUCGAACGCUACAAGACACUACAAAACGAAAUCAAACAAAAGGGCAUUGAUAUUGAAAAUCUACUAGGCGAAGCCAAGGGCUUAGGUACCGAAGUAGAUGCGGUACACCAAAAGCAGACACGUUGGGAGAAAGUAAAGAACGAUUGCGCAGCCUACAUUAAGAGUUUGGAGAACGAAAUGGCCGACUACAAUGCCUAUCAUCAGAGCUUGCAGGAUAUCGAGAAAUGGCUGUUGCAAAUUUCCUUCCAAUUGAUGGCACACAAUUCGUUGUUCAUUUCGAAUCGCGAACAAACUGAAGAACAAAUCAAGCAACACGAAGCUUUACUGGAUGAAAUUCAAAAGUAUCAAUCCAAUUUGGACGAUUUGAAUUCAAAAGGACAAGCACAAAUCAAACGUUAUGAGCCGACAACACCAGCAAUUCGCGACACUGUCGAGUCACAGCUGAAGAACAUACAGGACAGCUACAACUCGUUGUUGCAGACCUCAGUGCAGAUUAGGAAUCGCUUGCAUGAGUCCUUGGCCAAAUUCAAGGAAUACGAAGACACACUGGAUAGUAUAAUGCGCAAUUUGGAGGCCUAUGAACCGAUCAUACAAAAUGAGCUGGAUGCGCCCGCGACAAGUUUGGAGCUGGCGCAACAGCAAUUGAAGUGUGCGCAGAAUCUGCAAACCAAACUAAACAACGAAAAGUCCCGGCUCGCUGCCGCUGUGCAGGCUUGUGAAGCUGCCACUGCCUCCAUCAGCCGUCCCAGCUCACCACUAGAGUCUGCCAUGCAAACCAUACCCGAGCGUGAGCUCAUUGUGCGCGCCAAGCUGGAAGAUUUGUUGGAUCAGGUGCAAUCCCAUUUGGGUGGAUUGACCGCUUCAGUGAGUGAAUUAGAGCAACAACAGAAACAACGCGCUGAGCUCCAAGAUUGGGUUAAGAAACAGGAGACAACUGUUAGUGAUUGGCUAACACGGCCAUGCAAGUUGCGUCCAGAAGCAGCUAAGCAAGAGUUGGUUGCCAUGAAUGACUUGCUGAACUCGAUUGGUGAUAAGCGUUCACAACUGAUGUUAGAGAUGACUGGAUCAUUGGCCGAUGAGGACACUGAUCUCGACGACAACCUCGACAAACUCGAGUCCGAGUUAAUGAACGCUAUUGCUAAGAAGCAAGCAGGUCAGAAUGAUAUCGAUAGCUAUCGCCAAGGUGUACAGGAUGUACAAAACUGGUUUGAUUCGCUCAUUAAACGUAUGGAUGUAUUGGAUAAAGGUUCCGGUUUGAAUUGUGCCCAGAAAAAGGCUGCCAUUAAUGAAAUCAAGAAAGAGUUUGAAGAGCAAGGUCCGAACAAAAUCCAAGAGCUGAAGGGCAAAGCAGCACAAGUUGUCGAAGCUAUUAGCAAUUUGGAUGGCCAACAGGUGGAAGAACAAAUGAAAUCAUUGGAUCGCCGUUAUGCAGAUCUCGGCAAACGCAUCGAUCGCAAGUCACAGCUGCUGGAUGUUACCAAUAAAGGCGUUGAGGGUGCUAAGGGUGAAAUCGAACAGUUACAUAACUGGGUCAAGGAUAAGAUACAAGAGCUGCAAACACCCACUGCAUUGGGUUAUGAACCGAAAGCAGCUGAGGCACGUCAACAAGCUAUUAAGGGUAUCAUGAAGGAGGCCGAAGCGAAGAAGUCACAAGCUGACGCUUUGGAGAAACGUAUUGCCAAUAUGCAGCCCGAGCUUGAACCAGUCGAAUACGCACAACUUGAGUCGGCGCUGCGUCAAUUGAAUUCUGAGCAAAAGAAUCUAUCUGAAGUGCUCAAGAGUGAAUUAGAUCGCGCGCUGGAUGCGUCUAAAGCACGUAAAGCGUUGGAAGUUGAUUUGGAGAAGGCACGCGCUUGGUUGAAAUCGAAGAUUGCCGAAGUACGUAAAUUGCCUGUGUACCACCCACUGCCAUCAUCCGAAAUCGAGAAAAAAAUACAAGAGAACAAGAAGUACGAUGAUGAAGCGAAGCAAUUCAAUGAUUCGGUGUUGAGCGAUGUACAACGUCAAGCGGCGAAUAUAAUGAAGGACUGUCCGGAAGCAGACAGAGCAGCUUUGCAGAAAAUACUUGAUGAAAUAGCCGGCGACUAUCAAACCCUAAAGGAUGAGAGCGGCAAACGAGCUAAAGCUUUGAGCGAUCUUCUGCAGGGACGUAAAUCGUUCGAGGAUGCUAUGAAGAAUAUGAGCGAUUGGUUGAAUGAGAUGGAAACCGCCACUUCUGGUGAAUUGCGUACAACCAGUGUACCGGUGUUGGAAGAACAAAUGGCUCACUACAAGAAAUUGCUCGAGGAUGCCGAAAGCAAGGCUGAUUUAAUGAACAAUGUGGCCGACCAAGGCAAGGGUAUAUUGCCCACGCUAAGCAACCCUGAUAAGUUGAAACUAAACGACGACAUUAAAAACUUGAAGGACCGUUACGGUAAAGUGACACAGAACAUUAAGGAUCGCGUAAAUACGCUUUCCGAUCAUAUCAAGAAAUACAAGGAUGCCAAGGGUAAAUUAGCUGACUGCAUGCAAUUCCUCAACACAAUACAGCAACGUUUGCGUGAGCUCAACAAACCGAUCGGCUCAAAGAUCGAGGAUGUACAAGAUUUGCUGGGCGCAUACGAGGGUAUAUUGAAGGAACUCAAGGAUAGCAAGAACAAAAUGGGUGACAUACAAAUGGAUGAUCUACCCGAGUUGCAGAGUAUACUACAGCAACAGGAUGACAUGAUUAAAUUGAUUGAGGAUCAACUGGCUCAUCUGCGUCAAUUGUUGUUGCUACGUGAGCAAUUCAUUGCGCUGAUCAAUGAGAUUAUUGCUUUCAUCAUGAAGUACACUGAUGUCAUACUCGAUAUUGAGAAUUCUCCGGACAGUUUGGAGGACAAAAUCAACAAGUACGACGAUGUUAUUGUGAAGAUACAAGAAUGUGAGGGUCUGUUGGCCUCUGCUACCGAUAAGGGUCAGAAGAUCGCAUCGGAGGGUUCUGCUGCCGACAAGAACAGCAUUACUGAACAGUUACAAUCACUGAAGAAUCAACUACAAAACCUACGCAAGGCAGUCGAGUCACAACGUCAAAAACAUCAAGUACAACUCGAACACCAUCGCAAAAUGGCUGCUGAACUGUCAGAAAUUCUCGACUGGUUGCAUAAUAAUGAAGCGUCUGCCAAGUCACGUCCUCUAUUGGAUCGUGAUCCUGAAUCUGUAGAACAUGAAAUUCAGAAACAUCACAAACUACGCAACGAAAUUCAGGAAUAUCUCGAUAAAUUCGACAAAAUCAAUGCUAGCGUCAAAACAGAGGUUGGCAUGCCCGGCUCGCUGGUUGAAAUGCUAUCCGAAGGUCGCUCAUUAGUCUCCUCACUGCCACAAGAGCUUGAAGAUCGCGAGAAAUACUUGAUCAACAAUCGCGAUUCACGUCUUGAAUACAUGAAAUUGGUGGCCAAAUUCAAUGAUUGGGUCCACGAAGCUGAGACACGCCUACAGAAUAGCCAACAUGGCAUCGACUAUGAAAAUCUUGUACAAGACUUGGAAGAACAUAAGAUCUUCUUCGGCAAUGAGACACCAAUUAAGAAUUUGGUGCAUAAACAAAUCCAAGAAGCUGCCGAUAAGAUUUGGCCCUCGCUGAGCAGCUUCGAACAGUCGGAAUUGUCACGCGAAUUGGCGCAACAUCAAACUAAAUUGGCCAAUACCAUUGCAACUGCCAAAUCGCAGCAAGGCGAAUUGGAGAAAGAGGUCGAGCGUUGGCGUGAGUACCAGCAAUCGGUGGAGCGCGUUAAAGCAACCAUUGAACGCAGCAAGUUUAGCGAUGAACCCGUACAGAAUCUGGCUGGCCUGCAUUUCAAUAUACAGAAAUUGACACAUGCCAUCGGCAAUGUGCAGAGCCAAACUAGUGACAUCACACUCGCCAAUCAGCAGGCGCAGGGCCUUAUACGUCAAGCCGACGCACGCAAUCGUCAGCUGAUUGAACAGGAUAACGCCGAAUUGAAUCGUUUGUGGAACGAAUUGUUGAAAGGACUCGAGACUCGGCGCGAUUCGUUGCAGAGCAUUGCUGAACGUUGGGACGAAUUUGAGAAUCACUUGCAUAGCUGGGAGAAGGCAAUUAGCCGCUUGGAAGAUAAAUUCCGCAAUGUCGACCCAGUAGUUAGGUCGCGACGUCAUUUGGAAGAUACAAAGAAUGCCAUCCAGGAAAUACUCGCCGAAUCUGAAGAACUUAAAUCAUCACAUAAAGAGAUUGAGGCGCUCUCAAAAUCAAUCGUCACAUUCCUUGGGGAAGUUCACCAACCCACAUCGCAGGCCCUACAGGCCAAAGUGGAUAACUUAGUACAGCAGCAAACAAAAUUAAACGACACCUUACGCGAGAAGGAUCGUCAAGUUGGUAAGGAUCUGGAAGAGAUCGAAACGGUCUUCCAUCGCAUCUCAGAGUUGCAAGAUAAAUUCAACGCCCUACUCGAGCAGAUACAAGAAGUGCACACCUUUGACGAGCAUAUUGACGCCAUUGAAAAGUCUUUGAACGAUUUGCAGCAACAAGUUGGCAAGGCAGUUGUGGAGAGUACCCAACUGAUUGCCAAAACCAAGGAAAACUAUUUGCAGAAACAAAAUCUGGUACCAAGUGAUAUAGCACAGGAGUUUACCGCAUUAGAGUUGCUCUCCGAGCGUGUACAAGGCGCCAUGGAAACCAAACAGAAAGAAUUCAAACGUGCCAAGACUGUACGCACCGAAUACCUGAGCGGCGUCGAUGAAAUACAAAGAUGGCUGCGACAGGCGGAGGUACAAGUGCAAGAUCGUACACUCGCACCCGCACAAAUGAAAGAACUACUGCAUCGUAUCAAUCAGGAAAUAGCCGGCAUUUAUGAACGUUUCACAAUGGUCAAGACAAAUGGACAGCUGAUUAUCGACAAUUGUCGCAACAGUAAUGAAAAAUUGCUGGUGCAAUCGACGAUCGAUCAGUUGGCACAGGAAUUGGGACAAGUACGUGCGUGGUUGGAUGAGAAGAAACAACAAGUUGGCGAUAGUUUAGAUGCAUGGACGAGAUUUAUGAAUCUGUAUCAAAUUGUGAUGGCGUGGGUAGCGGAGAAACGUACCUUCAUCGAUCAGACAAUCGAAUUGCGUACACUGCACGAAGCGCGCAACAAACUCAAUGACUAUGUAGUGGCUGUGAAGAGCAUUAAACCGAUCGUGAAGCAUUUGAGCGAAAUGGACAAGGAACUGGAACACAUUGGACAAGUGACGACUGUGGGCGAUCUCAAGGAAAAACUACAAGAGGCGGAAGAUGCGAAGGUUUCCGUGGAAGCAGUGUUGCUGGAAAGGAAUUCGCUGCUACAAGAAGCCUGCGAAGAAUGGGAUCAAUGCGAACGCAAAAUCAAGGACAUACGCGGCUGGAUAGACAAGACGAAACAAUCGCUGGAUUCACCACAGCACAAGAAGAAACCGCUACGCGAUCAAUUGGGUUACUGCGAGAAAACACUGGCGGACAUCAAUGUACAGAAGACCAAACUGCGUUUAUCUAUCGAAAAAUUGGAGGUGCACUUCCGCAAUGGUAUGGGUGGCGAUCCGCGCCUUAGCGAGAAUGUCGAUGAUUUGCUGAAGAUCUUGGACGGACUGGCGGAAUUGGUGCGCACCAAAACCACCAGUCUGGAAGAGACGCUCAGCCAGAUCGACAUCUACCAGCAACAGAUGCAAACAUUGCGUCAGAAGAUCAUACAAGAGGAGCAACAAUUGCGACUCGUUAUGGCGCCCACGUAUCUGCCACACGAUCGUGAGCGUGCAUUAGCAGAGCAACAGGACUUAACGCACGAUAUCGAAGAUUUACUGCAAUCCCUAUCGACGGUCGAAGAUGGCAUUGGUAAUUUGCCGAGCGCUAGUUUGGAUGGCAUGCUGCAAGGAUUGAAGCUAAUCCAAGAGAAUCUGGAGUACCAAGAAAAGGAAGCAACACGUCUACAAGAAAUCGGACAAACACUACCAACGGAUCCUGGAACUGAGCGUAUACUCAACGAGAUCAAAGAUCGUAUUGAUCUGUUAUUGCGUCGCACACAGCAAGGCAUAUCCAUGAUAGCGAACGCCAUGCACGGUCAGAAGAAGCGCGAGGAGGAACUCAACGAAUACCAAAUGCAUUUGAUUGCAUUGCAGGAAUGGAUUAUGGAGGUAUCGCAACAACUUAAAGACCUCGAACCGACACCCGAAGUCGCCGAGAAUGAGGAACAGCUUAAAUCGCAAGCCGAACGUAGUCAGCAAUUGCUACGCACACUCAAGGAUAAACAGCAAUCGCUGGAGGAGUUGGUCGAAAAGACGCGUCUACUGCAGCAACAUGAAGAUGUUGCGCCAAUGGCCUGUGAUCUGAUGGAUCAGCUUGAGCUUAUUAUAACGCUGUUGCGUGAGCAGAUCACUGUAGCCACCACACGUAUUUACACCAUCGAGAAGACUAUUGUGGAGUUACGUAAAGCUCGACAGGAAGAAGAGCACCGUAAGCGCGUAGCAGCCGAAGCUUUAAUACAGCCACCAAUCAGCGCGCCAGCGUCUAUUGAAUCAAAUGCUAGCACCAUUGAUUCGACACCGAUGCCAGAGGAAGAAGUUAAACCAGUUCAAAUACAAGCGCUCGCAGUAGAAACCCAAACGUCCGAUAGUCUUGCCGCGCCACAACAGCAACCUGUUGUGGAGACAUACACAGUUGAGGCGCAAACUAGUUUCGCAGAACCUGCUGUGCCAUUAGCGCCUUUCGUUGAGACUACUGAGACUGCCAUGCAGACGCAGAAGGAGCGUAAGCCAACCGAGAAUAUUUUAGUCACCUCAACCAUACAAGCCGGUCAUGAAACUAUACAGAUUGAUACCAUACCGAAUAAGAAGAUACCUGAUGUGGCAGAGGAUGUUGAAAUCGAAGCGCGUUAUCAUCAACAACCGCAAGGAGAUGUGGAUCGUGCCACCGAGCUGGUAUUGAAGAAUGUGCCGCAAGCAUUCGAAACCACCUUUGUCGAACCUGAUCAAACUACAACCGAAGUUGUGGUGGAUGCAGACGGUACGAAGCACAUUAUUGUGAAGAAAGUAACGCGCACACGCCAACAAGUGGUGCAGCAUCAGCAAAUCAGUUCAAUUGCCACGGUCACGGAUGCCGAUGGUAAUAUUCAGAUACAAUCCACCGGUCAAUUGAACUUGGAAAAUGUGCAAACUGCCGACACCAGUGGUGAUGAUCAACGCGGCUAUCAGACGGUUGUAACGCAGCAGACACGCGGCACUGUUGUCGACGGUUCAGAUCCGAAUGCGGUGGUCGUUAAGGAGUUCGAGACUGAGCCAACAAUCGAACGGUUUGAGCAACUGCAAACACCUGAAGGCCAAACCGAAAUGAUUACCGUUGUAAAUGAGGGUCCGACAACCACAGCCACUUCGCAAAGCAGCAUACGCGCGGUUGUGCAGCAAGUAACGCGCAAAAUCAUACGAAAGACACGUAAGAUUAUUAAGCGCAUCGUUGUAAUCGAUGGUGUGGAACAUGUCACCGAAGAGGUGGUUGAGGAGCCAGAAGAAAUCGAGGUCAGUGAAGAAGAGUUGCCGCCACAGGUGAAUGUGAACAUCAUACGCACCGUCAAUGGCAAAGUGGUGACCGAGGAAGAGUUCGAACGGCUGACGAAAGAACCAGGCGUGGUAAUUGAAGAGGUUUCGACUGAUUUGUUGGAACCGCAGUUGCCACAGUCAAGCGCACCUGUAGACGAGGCUGUUCCAUUAGUGACAGACUCAACGCAGCCGCAACAGGUAUUUGCAAUUGAAUCUUCCAUUAUAACUACUACAACAACACAAACACAACCAACAACAACCAGUAUUAAAACAACAAGUACUACAGAAAGAACAACAACAUCAACAGACCAAGCACCAGUAGAAUUUGUUGAUUUGCCCGCACCAAAAGUAGUUGAACAAAGAAUAAUUGAAACCGUAGAAACUACUAGUACUAGCCCUGUUAAUAUUCCAGCGGACUUAAGUACGACACCAUAUGAACAGACAAUAGUAGUUGAAGAGGAAAUUUCACCAAGCGUACAAAGCAUUGAACCAACUAAACUCAUAGAAAAUAUUCAUGAGAUUUGGCCAAAAGAACAUCAUUUGGUGCCAACUGAUAUCGAUUUCUCUCAUCAUUCUGAUGACGCACUCAAACCAUUGGUUGAGACAUAUGAAGUUACAGCAACCACUGAGUCCAAACCAGUGGAUACUGUUUGGCCAACGGAUAAAGAUACGGGUUAUCCAGUUUCUCUGGAAGAAUACAAAUUCGAAAAAGUUAUAGCACCCAAAGGAAAGUCUAAAGAAAGUGAACCCGAACAAAAGACGGCAAUAGAGACAACAACAACUACUACAACAGUUACUACUGAGCAGUUAUCGCCUGAGAAAAUAGUCGAUGUCACCGAAACCACAGAAAUAUCAGCAUCCGUUGACACUGAAUUAGUUAUGCCGCAAUUGGCUCCAUUCAAAGAGCCGGAAACUUUAGUCUCUGAGCAAAUCCCAUCUGCAGUAUUACCACCACCUGAAGUUUUGUCAGUGGAAGGUCAGUCAGCUCAGGAACCUACUCCCAUACCAUCUGAACCAACAGUAUUACAACCAGAACUACCACCCGCACAAGUAACCAUUGUCAAAGAGUCAGUAACAACACCACCCGUUGAAGAAACAGAAGCAGUUAUUGUGGAAACACCAGCUAGUGAGCAAGUUUCGUUAACAUCUAACGAAACAGAUACUAAAACGCCACCGGAGGACAAGUUUCUGCACACAUUACCUCCCGAAAAGUCCCAAAUCGACAUACGAGCUGCAACACAGCUCUUUAUAUCUGGCGAAGUGUUGGCCACUGACAGUGAUUCUCCACGAAAGUCAUUCACAGUAACUGCGCCCUCUAUCGAGCAAACAGGCAGCGGUGUUUUGAAAGUUGUUAUGACACCUGAAGAAGAUAUUGAUCCUAAACAAUUGCCACCUAAAGUGAGCAUGACAAUUGUUGAAACCUCAACGGUGACCGAAACAGAGCGUGAGGAUACUACAUCGCGCGGCGAUGAAUUGAAUCUGACACCGGUCGAUGCCAAGCGAAGUCGUAAGAAAAAGAAAAGAAAGGAAGAUGUCGAGCCUGAAUUUGAGCAAAGUGAAGAAGAACCUAAGGUUGAGAAAUCUGAGGUGCCAGUGUCUAGAAUUUCAGUGUCCGAAAUCGACAUUGAAUCGCCUCGUGAAACUGGCUAUGAAGCUGAUGACGUAUCUCUUUAUGAUUAUGAGAAUGAAGAUUUAAGAAAGAUGCGACAUAAGAGGAAGAAGCAAAGAUCAAGAAUACCCGAAGAUGCAGAGUCUCAUGUGCCGUCAUCAGAAGCAACACCACGUGAUAUUGAAACACCUAGUUUGGAGUCUGAAGGUAAAGUUAAGCAGGAGGUGAUUGCCGAGAUUAGCCCAGAAAGUGAAGCGACCAGCAUUGAAAUAGAUACUUCAGUUAAGGUUGUGGAGGAAGCCAUAGUAUCGCCAGAUUCUGAUUCACCACGUGCGCCUUUUACUGAGCUAGUAAUUCCCACCGAGGUAAUAGAAGUUUCCUACGUGGAAGAUGAACAGCAACAAACAACGCCACGUGAGGAAACGCCUGCACCGAGCUAUGAAGAACCAAUGAAAGAGAUAAAAUCUUCACAGACAUCUCCCGAACAUAAGCCCAAACAAGAAGAAAUCUCCUUGCAGACAAGCAUUGACAUUGUACCAGAAAGCCAAGAAACUGAGGCGCAGACGAUCACAGUUGAAAUAACGGAUACUGAAAUGCAGACAACACCGCGUUCUGAGGAGCCGGUUACGCAAAUAACUCUUGAGCCAAAACAAACUGAAGAAGAAGAAGUACAAACUGAGGUAUCUUAUUCUGAACCUCUGCCGCAAGUAGAAGUUCCUGCUAAGCCAGAAACCACAGAAAUAUCAAGCCAAACAAUUGUGGUUACCACCAUUGAAAAGGAACUACAAACCACACCUAAAGAAUCACCACGCUCACCUGAGGCAAGUACCAGCGAAGUCGUUCAACCACUUGUACAAGAGUUGGUCAAAGAUUUGACUACAGAUUUACCAGCUGAAAAGGUUGAAAAAUCUGACCAAGCUAUUGGAACAGAUUACACAGUCACUCAUGAGACUUACGUACAAACUCUCACCCCAGAACCGGUGGAUUAUGUUCAACCUGCAAGUACACCCGAACCGGUAAUUGAAGAAUUCAUAGAACCAGUGCAAGUAGUUAAAGCACCUGCCGAGCAACGUGAUCAGCACACCACCACACUCGAGUUGACUCAACUUGUAGACUCAACAUCUCAGACCACUCCACGUGAGGAGCCUCAACAAAUAGAACAGCCUAUUUCUUUAGAACCAGUUACACUAACAGAAGAUAUUUCAUCAACAUUGACUUCCUUAUCUGAGCCGUACAAUAUAGAAAUUCAAACUUCGGUGGCAAUACCGCCAGAUACGGACAACUCAGAGAUUGAUCCGAUUGUAUAUGAGCAUACACAAACUAUUGAAUUGCCCAAACGGGAUAAAAAGAAAAAAGAUAAGAAAAAGAAGAAGCACGCCUCUCAAGAAAAACCGGACGAAGAUGAGUCUAUUGUCGAGCAGUUGCCAGAGGUCAAUGUGAAUAUCGAAAUAGCAAAGGACAUUGUACCGGAAGCAGGUGUGGUGGUAACUACUACUCAGCAAGUUUCAGAAGAUACCGGUUCACGAAAUGUGGAAAAGAAGCCACAAUUGGUGCAACUACAAAUCACAAAGACAACGGUAUAUGAGGAAUUUCCAGACUUGCCUCUACAGGUCAGCGAGCAGAAUAAGGUGAAUCUUACCAGUCAGCAAGGUGGCAAACCACGUUCCAGACCAACAUCAUCCGUCAUGAUUGAGGAAGUGAGCUCGCCAACGGAAGAGAUUGUUGUACCGCUAACACCAGGUCCCGAUAAAGAAAUACCAGAAACUGCAACUGAAAGCAUUUGGUUAGCUGCAACAACAGCAGUUGGUAUUGACAAAACACCUAAGGAUGCUUCACAAGCAAUGAUAAUGUCUGAAAGUCUUCAACACUAUCCUGGAUCACAAGUCAAACCAAAGACUGUGGAUGUAUGGGCUGAAACAAAGCAAGUCAUUGGUGGACGAAUUAGAUCAUUGAAAGAGUCUGCACCUGAGCAUAAGCCACUUAGCAAUGUUUUGCAUUUAGCUACCCUAUCUGACAAGAUAACGGAUGUGCCCGUGGAAGUUCGUGCACAGGAAGUCAAUCAAGGCUUGCACGAUUUGGAAGCAGCUGUGAAGCAAGGUGAUCGCACAAUCAUCGAAACUACCGUCAUAACCGUUAUCGAAAAAGUCUCUACUUGGCUUGAAACUGUUGAAUAUCGCGUGUACUUAAUCAGACAAAACUCCGAUGAAGGUCCUUCCGAACAGAAGUUGCACGAUUAUAAUCAAUUGAACGAUGAACUCGGUACUAUUAAAUCGAAUGUCAACACACUCGAAACCCAAUUGGAGAAAGCUGACCACUUGACUGGCCCAGAGGUGCAGCAGUGUGUUGAUGCGCUCAAGGAGCAUGUCAAUGCUGUGGAAGUAGUGACCAAAGACAACCAGGCACAAGAUACUAAAGAGUUGAAUAAGUGGAAUAAUUUUGUCGUAUUGAUACAUCGCACGACCACCAUUUUGGAAGAACUGCAAGAACGUUAUGACACCAUUGUGUCGCAAGACAUAACACUGAAUGGAAAAUUGCGUAGCCUCGAUGAAUUGGAGGCACAAAACGCCGACGUACAAGCUAGUAUCGCGGAGCUCGCACAAAGUGCGCGCGCAUUUCAACGUAACUUCCCCGGCAAGAAGGUGCCGCAAGACAUCUACAAUUCUUAUGAAGUUUGUAAAAACAUUGAAAACAACAUACUGGCUGAACGCGACCGCUUACUACAGUUGCAGUCAUUAGCCGAAGAGUAUGAGCAAACACUCAAAGAAUUCACCAACAUCACUGUGCUGGCCGAUAAGAUGGUCGAGAGUCCAAUUAUAUCCAGCACAUUGGAACAGCUCAACAAUGAAGUGCAGAAACAUCGCAAGUUCUUUGUAAACCUCAGCCAUUGCCGUGCCAUGCUGGAGUCACUGGAAGAGAAUAUCGAUACCGAGACGAGAGAGAAGCACGCCGAGUUGCAUAAAGAGCUUUAUAAUCGCGCAACUGUGCUUUUGGAAAAGGCUUCAGAGCGUUCUUCGAAAUUAGUGCAAGCUGCUUCACGCUGGACGGUAUUAGAGAAGGGCAUGAAGGAUGAACUGCAAUGGUUGCAUGUGGCACAGCAACGUGUGCCCGAUUUGUCCGCUGUCACUUCUGCAGACUACGACCAAUACACAACACUUUAUCAGUCCAUCAGCAGCGACAUCUCAAAUCACUAUUUGAAAAUGACACAACUUUCAAAUAUUUCCAAUAAAUUGCAAGAUCUCGUACAGGCGCCCAAUCUAGUCGAAGAGACAAACGAAGCGCUCAUUGUGCUGCUGAAAUUGCGUGAAGAAGUCUCCCUAUAUCUGCAUCGUCUACUUGUCUUCAAAGAGAUUUGGGCACAGUAUGAAAAUCAAACUGAUAAAAUGGAGAGUUUUGUACGCGAAGCUGAGAAGGAAUUACGCAACAUACAUAUACCCGAAGAUCCACUAGAGCAACCAAUUGAACAUAUGCGUCAGUUCUGGGAGAUGAAGGCCCACUUUGAAAUGCACAAUAACAUACGCAAUCAAGCGGGUCAUAGUUUCGAAAAGGCGCUACAAGUCAUACCGCUCGCCGACGAGAUGCUACAGCGCCAAUUCCAUGCACAACUCGAAGAUCGUUGCCAAAACAUAGCGCUCGCUAUUGAGCGUAUACAGAAUAAUAUUGUAAAUAGUCUCGCCUCGCAAGACGUGCCACCCGAAGAGAAACUGAAGUUGGUCGAACGUGAGUUGCAAGAAAUCUAUCUUACAAUGACCAGCAUUAAGGGUGUAAUCAAGAAUGAGGAAGAGCUCUGCCUCUACAUUGAGCGCAUACAAGUGCUGCGUACGCGUGUUGGCUUCAUUGGCAACGAAUUGGGACGCAUUGGCCUGCAAGAACCAGCCGUAGAACCGGAAAAGGUGGGCGAACUAUUUGCUCUCUCGCACAAGAUUAACACGCAAAUUGCCGAAGAACUCGAAGGCGCAUCCGUGUUGCGCGAACAAUUACGCGCCAUACAAGAAGGCAUACAAAAUCUGCGCAAACAUCAAACCAAACUCUCGGUCAUAUUGGAUGAAUGCGAAAGCGCUGAGAAACUGAGCAGCGAAGCCAUUGAAAAGGCGGUAAUCGAUUGCCAAGCAGUUGGUGAAGAUCUCAUCGGCAAUUGGCAAGAAAUCAUGCGUAUACGACAAAUGUUGCAUACGUUGCCGAUGCGCUUGAAGAUGUCUGUGUCGCCUGUGAAAUUGGAGCGUGACAUCUCGCAGCUGCAAGACGAUCAUGCCUUUUUGGAGAGCAAAUGCACGAAUAUACUGGCAAUACUGAGAAAUCGUUUGGCGCUUUGGUUGCGCUACGAGCGUCAGCUUGAGUUGGUGCAUGAUUCCGUGCAGGAGACCGACUUUAUGAUGGAAUUGCUAAAGGUGCACGGCCAGGUGGACUACGAGCGACUGCGCAAGGCCACUGAGCGGCUAGAGGGUCUUGCUGGUGAUUUGCAAAAUCGUGAAACACUCUUGGAUGACUUAAAAACCUCGGCUAAGCCUCUUAUCGAAACAUGCGACGUACAAAUUGUCGAACAGAUCGAAUCGGCCGUGCAGGAUGCGGUUGUAGCUUGGAAUGAUACAUCCGAUAAUUUGCUACAAUUGUGUACGCGUUAUCAACGCGCUGUCGAGCUUUGGGAGAAAUAUCGCAACGCCUCGGCGGCCGUACGCAGUUACGUUGAACAGCAAAUGGAUACGGUGAAGAAUUUGGAUCAGCCGCUGGAGACGCUGCAAAAUGCUAAGAUUUGCCAGGAUAAUUUGAACUCGCAAACGGAUCGUUUGUCUGAGCUGCGCGAUAUUGUUACGAAAAUAGCCGCCGAUAUUGGUUUGGAUGCCUCCGGCCUUAUGCAAGGUGAAUUGGAUGCAUUAGGCCAACGUUUGCAAGACUGCAAGGAGGCCAUUACCACAUUGGCUAAUGUGGCCGAAGCCAAGGAUAAAGAACGCAAGGCCAUCGACGAGAAUGUACAGCAAACGAAAGCGUACUUGAACAAUGUACAGAAGGAUGUCGAUCGCCAAGCGCAGGUCACAGCGGCCGGUGUGCCUAGCGAGGAGCAGUUAACGGCAUUGCGCACCCACUUGCAGACACUGGCACGUACCGAGGAAGAGCUGAAGCAGCUGCGUGAGCGAAAUAUUGAGAAUACGACGACUGAACGUGGAAAUCUGGCUGAUGAUGACAACACCAUUAUCGAAGUGCUGGAAUUGUGGCAGAAAAUAUUCCAGGACACCUUCCAAGAGUAUCAUCGCCUUUCCACACGUUUGCUGCGCAGUCAGAACAGCGCUGAGGCAUUGAAAUUGUGGCGUCAAUACUUGCAACACGUGCAACAAUUUCUUGCCUGCAAUAUACCCGAAGACUAUACAAGUCUCAAGGAGCAACAGCAUUUGUGUGAGAUUCAUCAAAAUCUGCUUAUCUCGCAGCAAAACGUACUCGCCACACACACGGAAGCCGAGCAGCAACUCGAACCAGCACUCGCCGAACAAUUCAAAGUGCUGACGAACAUGCAUAAUGAGACGCUAUCGCGUAUUAUGCAACGCAAUAAUGAGCUGGAGGCGCGCAUGACUGCUUGGAAUACAUAUCGCGCUGAUUUGGCUGCGCUACUCGAAUGGUUGAAGGAGCGUGAGAAGGAGCGUACACGCUUGCAACUGCGCUACAUACACCUUAAGCGCGUGCCACGCCUCAAGCAGCGGCUUGAUGAGUUACUACAACAGCUGCCAGCAGGCGAAGCAAUGUUGACGAAAUUGAAGGAGCAGCAAACUGGUUUACUGCGCUUCUGCGACGAUGCGCUCGCCACCUCCAUACGCAUGGAACAGUCAAGUGUGGCACAGCGCAUUAACAACUUGAAGGCCGCACUCGAAACAUGGAAUAGCUUCCUGGUGAAAAUCUCACAGUUGGCGAGCUCUUAUGAGCAACGUGUCGCUCAGCUGGAUACCGAGUUCGACAAAGUGCAACAAUUGGUAAGCAAAACAAAUACGCUGUUACCCACUAGCGCCAAUGAUAUACAGGAUUGUCUAAGUAAAUUGCGCGCGCAGCAAGUACAUCUUUCGACGCUCACGCAAGAUCUUGAAGCGCUCAAUGUCACACAAGAGGAACUCAAAGAAUGUAUUAGUCCGCAUGAUAUGAAGGCCAUAAGACAGAAGAUUUGGCUGCACUGGCAGCAACACGCUGAUCUCGAAUACCAACUCUCGACUUUGAUAAACAUCAUUGAGGAGCGUUUAUCUUUGCAUGCGCUCUUCAACACACGCUACGAGCGUUUGGCGCACUGGUUAAGCGAUUUGGAACAUCGCGUUGAGCGUGAUUCAGACAUCUCAGCCAUUGCGAAUCCCGAGGACGCAGCACGUCAGCUGGAUAAACAAAUCACCGCUGAGCUACAGUUGCGCGAAAAGGAUCGUGAAUGGCUGCUGUCUACGGGACGCGAGCUUAUCUCACUCUACACAGACAAUUCGCGCAAUGCAGAUGCCAUACGACACGAGGUGCAAGAGAAAUCGGAUAUGCUAAUCGAUCGUUGGGAACGGCUGAAGUACCUGAGCAAGCAGCGCGCCAACAAGAUUGGCGAUUUGAAGAUGACACUGCUGCGACUGGAGGAGCGCAUUGCCUUAAUACGUGCUUGGAUGUUCGAAGUAGAGACCGAAUUAGAUAAACCGCUCACUUUCGAGUCGUACACACCACCAGUUAUAGAGGCGAAACUCAAGGAGCAUGAGAAAAUACAACGUUCUAUUGAGAAUCACAGCAGCAAUGUUGGUGAAGUGUUGAACUUGGUUGAAAUGCUGUUAAAUGAUGCGGAUACCUGGCGCUCGCAUGUGAACACCUCGAAUCUAGGUGUAUCUGCGCAGAAUCUCGAGAAACGCUGGAAGAAUGUCUGCCAGCAAUCUGCUGAACGCAAGCAACGCAUACUUACCACCUGGAAUUUGUUGCAACAAUUGAUCAAGUUUACAACUGAGUACAAAACUUGGCUUAGCAAACAGGAGACAGACAUUGCCGCCUUUGAACGUGAUCUCUCAACCUUGUCGAAGGAGGAAGCUGCCGCACGCCAAAAAGCUGUCGAAACCAAGCUGCGUGAGCUGGAGGCACAAGAGGCGCCACUCAACCAAUUGGCGCAGACUUAUGCCAAACUCAUGAUGAGCGCUGGCGUUGACCCCGAGAAUAUACAGAGUCUUACCAUGCCGACGAAAGUAAUGUUGGCGAAGUGGCGUCAACUCGGACCACGUUGUCACGCUGUUAUCGAUGUCAUCGAUAAAGAUGUCAAACUGCGUCGUGAUUUUGAGAAGGCACAACAGGAGGCUGUAAACGCACUGACCAGUAUACAAAGCGAACUGGAACGGUUGCAAAAGCAACAGCCAAGCACACCCGCCGAAGCACAAGCUGCAGUAAAACGUAUCGAAAACUUGGAAGCCAAGCUGAAACAAGCCGGCGAAAAGGUAGAAAGUGCUGACAAACUGGCGGCCGAAACUAAAACCAAAGCGAAACAGGAUGAACUGACGCGCAUCGUAACGCUCAUCACGCAAUACACCACCAUUUGGCGUGAACUGCAAACGCGCAUAAUCACAAUCAAAACCGAAUGGAUCGCAAAGGCGGCCGCCGCCGCUAGCGGUAUUGCCGGCGCUGUAGCAGAGGCAGCAAUCACCGCCACACACGCUUCCGAGGCCGAUGCCAGCGUGCAAGUGAACACUUUGUCACAGCGCAAGCUGCGCAAGGCGCAAAUGCAACGCGAAACCUCGAUCACCGCCAAAGAUGCCUACAUCAUGGAGCUGGAGACAGCGAUUAAAGAAUGCCAAACCAAUCUCGAUGAGUUGAAGCGCACCAUUUGCGACAAGACACGCAAACCGGGUCCGCAAAAGAUGUCCAAAUUGAUUAGCAAUGCACAAUCGUCUACCGAGCUGGUGAAGCAUUUGAGUCAGCUGUUGUUGAGCGAAUGCCAGGCGAGCGCCGACGAAGCGCAAGUUGAAACAGUGGCAGAGCUGGCGCUGCGUUUCCAAACAUUGCUGUCGCAAUGGAAGACGCGUCAACAGCAAGAUCAAAAAUCUAGAAGUGCGCUUCCCGCUGCAUACAAAUUGACCUGUCCACAUGAGGUCGGACGCCUGACUUGCCCGCUUUGCACACAACGCAAUUGGCAGCAGAUCGACAACGAUCUGUGGCGCCUCGAGCAAUGGCUGCAGUUUGCCGAAGGCACACAAAAGGCGCAAACCACACCACCAUCGAAUAUUGAACUGCUCGAGGAUGUGGUGCAGGAUCAUCGUGAAUUCCUGCUCGAUCUUGAGAGUCACAAAUCGAUUGUGAUGAGUUUGAAUGUGGUCGGCGAUCAUUUGGCCACACACACAUUGGACACAGAGAAGGCGCGCCAAUUGCGCGAUCGUCUCGAAGCCGAUAAUCAACGCUGGAACACAGUUUGUAUGGUCGCUGCUAAAUGGCAGGGUCUAUUACAAACUGCGCUCAUGGGCAAUAGCGAAUUCCAUCAGAUAAUCGAUGAGUUGUGCGCAUGGUUGCAGCAAACCGAACAGAAUAUCAAAUCAUCGGAACCGGUGGAUUUGACUGAGGAGCGUAGCGUGUUGGAGGCGAAAUUCCGUAAAUUCAAAGAGUUGCGCGCCGAAUUGGAACGUUGCGAACCGCGUGUAGUGAGUUUGCAAGACGCUGCCGAUCAGCUGUUGAGGUCUGUGGACGAAACGAGCGCCGAGUCAACGCACACCUAUGCAAGAACCCUUUCCAGGCUGACCGAUCUGCGCUUGCGUUUACAAUCCUUGCGACGCCUGUCCGGCAUCUACAUCGUGAAGUUGGGCGCUGUGCUCGGCUAUGAUGGUGAUAAUAUGGGCGUGUCGCUGCAUAUGUUGUCGAAUGAGCUUUUGGAUCAAACUACAUUACCCUCUACAUCUUCUUCCAUGCAGGCAGCCGCACCAUACACUGAUAAUGCAAACGGCACCACCGGCACCGAUGCCGAUGCUGCCGAUGGCGAUGCCAUCAACACCACCGUACUUGCGCGCGGUGCACGCUUCCUCGGACGGGUUGCACGUGCCUCGCUGCCCAUACAAGCGCUCAUGUUGCUGUUGUUGGGUGUUGCCACACUUGUGCCCCACGGUGAAGACUACACCUGCAUGUUCUCGAAUUCGUUUGCGCGCAGCCUAGAGCCGAUGUUGUCAUACCCGAACGGACCGCCACCAACGUAGUAGUGGGUGGUUGCAGAAAACAAAAAAACAGAAAACACAAUUAAAUUAAACGAACAAACAAUAGUAUAUAAGAAAAACGAAUAUAAGUAAUAUAUAUGUAUAUGAAUGAAUAUAUAUGCAUAUAAAUAUGUAAGAAAAAUGAGAUUUGUAAAUGAGAAGGAAUUGUGUACAAAAUUGUACAGCGUUAAAAAAAAAGUUGCAGUUGGAAAAUUAAGAAAAAGAAACGAUGUGUUUUGUACGCUUGCGUGAAAUUGCACAAAAAUUAAAAAAAAAUGUUAAAUAUCAAUUUUUGUUAGCGUAGCUGCAAAAGAAUUAAGCAAAAAGUCGUGUAUAAACGGCAUACAUGUGUGUAUAUGCCUUGCUUGUAAUUGUAUGUACAAUAAACUGUAAACAAAUACUGAUUGCUAUAAAUUUGUACAGCACUUAGUGCAACAUAAAGAAUUCAAAUACUUGCCGAACGAAGUUUCCCUGGUAGUUUGUACAUUUAAUAGGCAUUAGAUAGGGCUUUGGAAUAAUUGACAAAACGAAACAGAAACCGAAACAGACGUUUAGGCAAACCGUAAGUUAAACAAAAUGACGGCGAAUGAAUAAUGAAUAUAGGGUAAUACAAAAACAAAACAAAAAAAAAAUUGUAAGUAAAGAGCCUUGUGCUCACCGACGGCUGUCUGCAUAUCGGUUAUAAUUAAAAUUUAUAAUUAAUAAAAAUAAAAUAAUGAACAUAAUGCGUGUUAAAGAAUAGAAAACAAAGCAAAAGAAUGUAGCAACUUAUGUGAAAUUUUAGUAUUUAAGCUUGACAAAAAACAAAAAAAUCAAAAACAAAAAACAAAUUACGAAACGCACAUAGAACACGAAAAAUUAUAGUAAAACAAAUUUUGAUAUUUUCAGUACACGAAAAAGGAAUACUUGCUAAACGCAAAGAGACAACUGCACACACAACGCUUGUGCGCCAUGAUGCCGUGUGCUAAGCGAAUUUCGUGGAACAUUUUUGCUUGACACACUGCAUGGCAACGCAUGACGAAAAUGCCAACAACAACCAACUAGUAGAAAACCGAAAUCCUUAAACAAUUCAACAACAACAAAAAUAAAAACUCUCCAAAAAUUUUAAUUUUCGCAAAGCCACAUAAAGAAAAUUGCACCAACAACUUUGACAUCAAAAAAAAAAAUGUUAAUUAAAACUCAUGACCCAAAAAAUGCGCGAAAACUGACAAACGCACACAUUUUUGCAUGACCACAUCUCCCAAAAACACAGCGGUUGUGUCAAAACUGUGUGCAUUUGCUUUUUCGCUAAACAAAACAACAAUAAAGUCAAUGUUACGUCACCGUUUAGAGCGCGCACACACGCAUGCGCACAAAUCUCUCCAACGUGUGCAUGUUGUUGCCGCAAUGAAUGGCUGUACGCAACGUGGACGACUGACAAGUACUGAAGCACGAUUAAUUUCGCAAAUCGAAAACAUUCCCAAACAGGCAUUACCAUAGUUAGUUUUUUUUUUUGCUAAACGAAACAUUUACUUUAUUUGCCAAAAACUUAUUGUAAUUAAAGUAAUUAAAGUAAAAUUAGUUAAAAAUCGAAUAAUGUUGUUGUUGUUGGCAUUUAUGUAAUUAUGCAUCGAAACGCAAGCAGCAAGUGUCCUAAAUUGGUGCUCAACCAAAUUUCAUUGAACUAAAUUCCUUUUGGCUAAAAAAAAAAUAAAAACAAAUGGAACAAACGGCAAACUUACAUAACGAACGAUGUGAAAUAUUAUUAUUAUUUUUUGAAAUGAGUUGAGCUAAGGCAAACAAGUAAGUUGCUGAAUAAAUAAAUCAAAUUAUAAAAAAUAAAAAAAAAACAAAAAUAAAAAAUUGUUAAGCAUAAAAUUAGCACACGCACUAGAAGCGCAUGUGCGAGUAUUUUAGUUUUGCCAGAAUCCAUCCAUACAUACUUACAUUAUUGUAGUGUGUAUUCUAAUAUAUUUUGUUUACUUUUAUUAACUUUGGUAUACAAUUUACGCUUUAGCUAUGCUUUUCCUAUGUGUACCUAAAACGCAUUAUGCAAACUUAUCGUUAUAAACUAUUUAUUCAUUUCGCUAUGGAUUUACAUAACAUACAUACAUAUAUAAACGUAUGUACAUAUAUGUAUGUGUAAAGUUACGAUAUUAUUCAUAAUUGUUUAAACGCUUAUUGCUUUGUUAACUUUUCCGUAUUUUUUAUACAACUACACUUAAACAAUUAAACAAAUGUUUAUUGUAAUAAACGAUUUUUUUUUACUUUAAGUAACCGAAAUGACCAAACACGACAAAAACGGAAAAAAAUUACAGUAAUCAAAAAAAA
Messenger RNA from Bactrocera oleae (olive fruit fly), 41010 nucleotides. The record is from RefSeq and is a predicted model, not a curated record. Lineage: Eukaryota; Metazoa; Arthropoda; Insecta; Diptera; Tephritidae.